AUGCAUCACUUUGCUACUCAAACUAUUGGAGUUCUUUUCCCUCUUGCCCCGCCUGUCUUUGGUCAGACAUUGGUGGCCACUGCGGUAGAAACGCCGCACCUUCUUCAUGCGCUUCUCGCAGCUUCGUGUAGUCAUCAUGCUCGACUUGUCAAGGAAACGUCAACUAGUCAGCGGACAAUCCUAAAAUUUACGGACCUCGCAAUUACGGGUCUCCGUGCUGCCCUGUCGGAUCCUACCGAGACUCUCAAGCCUCAGACCGCCAUGACGGCGAUGAUUUUAUGUACCAAUGAUGUGUGUAAUGGCAAUGCACGGACUUGGAAGGUCCACCUGUCUGGAGUAAUGCGAUUACUUACCCCCUUGCUUGAGAGGCAGAGUACAACUGACGGUGAUAUUGAUCCAUUUGUUUUGUGUCUUCUCAAGUGGUUCGCUACUCUCGACAUCCUAGCGGGUCUCUCAGGUACACAUGAAGGAUGCGUCAACGAUGGUCAGUACUGGAACCUGACUCGGAGUCCCAGUUGUGGUAUUGGCCAGGUUGAUGAGAUCUGUGGCUACUCAACCGAACUAAUGCCCCUGCUGGCGCGAAUCGGACAGUUGGCGCGACGAAACGUGCAUGAACAGUCAAUCUUUGAAAUCUUCACAGAGUCAUCCUCUACCCUUUCCGAGGAAUUGACAGAUGAGGCACAAGAUCUCGAGAGAAAAAUCAUCUCCAUUGCCAACCAGUCUCCGUCCGCGGCCACACUCGCGUCCCAUGAUCAAGUUCUCGCGUCCGAACUGCACAACACACAUCUCGCCUUCAUCCACUCCGCACUUUUGCACCUUUAUCGUCGAGUUGAAUUGCUUCCCAAAAGUCAUCCCAAGUCCAGGGCACAGGUCGCGGCCAUCCUCGACAACGUCCAGAUAAUCAGACCAUUCUCACCGGCAAACGUCCUCAUCCUGUGGCCCAUUUUCAGCGCCGGUUGUGAGACCGAUGAUCUUUGCGAACGCCAAUCUAUCCAAACAAGGAUGUUGAAUAUGCAGACCAUGGGUAUGGGGAACUUUACUAGAGCAAGGGAUGCUCUUGCUCGUUACUGGGAGUUGGGAGCACCCUCGCGCUGGGAUGUCUAUUUUGCACAGUCUGGCUUGGAACUUGUCCUCUUUUGA
Aspergillus thermomutatus is the source of this 1140-nucleotide messenger RNA. Its product is annotated as transcription factor domain-containing protein. The transcript has a single exon. The record is from RefSeq and is a predicted model, not a curated record. Gene Ontology annotation, biological process: positive regulation of transcription by RNA polymerase II. NCBI's taxonomy places the organism in Eukaryota, Fungi, Ascomycota, Eurotiomycetes, Eurotiales, Aspergillaceae. Bases 1 to 1140 code for a protein of 379 amino acids. Gene Ontology annotation, cellular component: nucleus. Gene Ontology annotation, molecular function: transcription cis-regulatory region binding; DNA-binding transcription factor activity.